GUACGGAACUCUACGGGCUUAACACGAGUCGCUUCUGGUUAUUUUUAUUAAAUUUAGGCAGAGCAAUGAUAUAACGAACUCCAAGAUGGAUUCUUCUGAAGACGACUUCUACAAUAUAUGUCUCAACCUCACCAGCGAAGAGGCUAGUCUAGGAGGCUGCAACUACAGCAGUGAAUACGAAAAUGGGGAGCUACUCGAGAAAGUCGUAUCAAGGGUUGUGCCAAUCUUCUUCGGAUUCAUCGGGAUAGUAGGCUUAGUUGGCAAUGCGUUGGUAGUUUUAGUAGUCGCCGCCAACCCUGGCAUGAGAUCUACAACCAACUUACUGAUAAUAAACUUAGCAGUCGCUGAUUUACUGUUCGUCAUAUUCUGCGUGCCAUUCACAGCCACAGACUACGUAAUGCCAAGAUGGCCGUUUGGUGAUUGGUGGUGCAAAGUUGUACAAUAUUUUAUAGUAGUAACAGCCCACGCUUCAGUGUAUACGUUAGUGUUAAUGUCUUUAGAUAGAUUCAUGGCUGUAGUGCAUCCAAUAGCAUCAAUGUCGAUAAGAACUGAGAAAAAUGCGUUACUAGCAAUAGGAUUAAUUUGGGUGGUGAUUCUAACGACGGCAAUACCAGUAGGGAUAUGUCACGGGGAGCGGGAAUACGCGUAUUAUCAUAGGAAUCAUUCGUCUUGUGUGUUUUUGGAGGAGCAGGGUUAUAGCAAGUUGGGCUUCCAGAUGUCCUUUUUCCUGUCAUCGUAUGUGAUUCCGCUGGCGUUGAUCAGUGUGCUGUAUAUGUGCAUGCUGACGAGGCUGUGGAAGAGCGCGCCGGGGGGAAGGGUGUCUGCGGAGAGCAGGAGGGGGAGGAAGAAAGUCACAAGAAUGGUGGUGGUAGUCGUCGUCGUGUUCGCUGUGUGCUGGUGUCCUAUACAGAUAAUCCUGCUGGUUAAGGCGCUGGACAAGUACAACAUAACGUACGCUACAGUGACCGCGCAGAUUGUCUCCCACGUGCUGGCCUACAUGAACAGCUGUGUCAACCCUGUGCUGUACGCCUUCUUGUCGGAGAACUUCAGGAUUGCCUUUAGGAAGGUAAUGUACUGCCCUCCGCCGUACACCGACGGCAUGUCCAGCAGACCACAGCCGACGAAGACUACCCGGACCGGCAACGGGAACUCCUGUCACGACAUAGUGUGAGAUUCGGUUCGCAGUCGAUCGCGCUUCCACUCCGUAGACCAGGCCACUAUAGUUUAGAUUGUAAUGCGCGAACGACUGUAUCUAGUUCCUCCUAGUAAAAUCCGUUUCUGAGGCAGGCGGAAAAAGGUCCUGGUUUUCUUCUUUUCUACAGAGGUAGAUUCUAUUUUAUCAAAUUCAAAAUUCUUUACUUAAUGUAGGUUGAUUGACGUCAAAAAUUAGUCUACUGUCGACUUCCAAUGCGCAAUGAAAAUGAUGUUGAUUUUUAUCAAAAUAUGUUCGUAACAAAUGUAAAUAUGUCACCGUUUUCUAUAGUUUUUCUAUAAUUAAGUAUAAUAAAAGAAUUGUCAGACUACAUACAAACUAUAGAUCCAUAAAUAAGUCGAGCAAAAAUAGCGACAAUGCUGUACCAUCCGACGACCUCGGUGGCGCAGUGGUAAAGUGCUUGCCUCUGAACCGAGAGGUCCCGGGUUCGAUCCCCGGUCGGGUCAAGAUGGAAAAUGAUCUUUUUUCUGAUUGCCCCGGGUCUUGGAUGUUUAUCUAUAUAUAUGUAUUUGUUAUAAAAUAUAGUAUCGUUGAGUUGGCAUCCCAUAACACAAGUCUCGAACUUACUUUGGUGCUAGCUCAAUCUGUGUGAGUUGUUCAAAUAUAUUUGUUUAUAUAUAUCCUUUUUUGCUUUUACAAGUUCAUUAAACGUUUUUCCGUCUGCCUUAGAAAAAAGCUAUAGCUAUACUCUUUUAGAUUGGACAAUGUUAAACCUAACAUGUCAGUCUUGUCAAAGUAUAUCUCAAAUCAUAAAGUUAGCUAUUUGACAUAAAGUCAGCUAUUUUUAGCUUGCUCAAAUAGCUAACUUUAUGAUACAUACUAUCGUUUCUAAGCAGCUGUUUUCUAGUAUAUAUUUUCUUCAAAAAGUACAUUAAAUUUUAUAAAUAUUUGUCAUAAGUGAACCCUUUCAAAGGGUAUUGUAUUUACAUAUUAAGCGAUGUUUAUUUUCUUUCAAUUUAAUGCUAACACUAAUUUACCUUGAUUCGCGCCAUUUUGUUAUGUAUAUAUGAAUAUAGCUGUAGUUAUUUAGUCUAGAUUUUGUAAUAUGCAUUCAAUUAUAUAUAAUUGUAGGUGUGAGCCCAACUCUACUAUUAAUAAUUGUGUACAGUAAUUUUUUUUAAUAUGUUGAUAGAUGUAUAUAAAAUCUUAAUAGAUAAUCUGUGAUGUAUAUAAUUAGUAUCAAAUGCUAUUAUUGAAAUAUUUUAGAUUUUCAACGGGUAUAUAAAAUGUUUGAUGUAAAUAUUACUUAUUUGUUAUGUAGUUUCUCACUUACUUCUGUAUUUUGAGCCCGAAUAUAGAAGGGAGUGACAAAAUUCCAAUAGACGUCAUUGGAUAUUUAAUUAAUUAUUACGUCGGCGUAAAUUAUCAAAUAUACAAAAUUGAUGUUAAAUGAUAAGAUAAUAUUAUAAAUAUACAUCGAACUAUCAAAGAUAGAUUAGUGUCAUAAUAAGUAUAUAAAGCUUUAUAUCAAAUAUGUAAUAUAUGUUUUCUCUAAUAUAUACCUAGAAUUAGAAGUUAGUCUCAAAGAGGCGGUAAGUUUUUACUUUGGAAGCUAGUCUAAGCACACAUAAACUUAGUUUAUGUAAUAAUAAAUUUGAAAUGUUAAGUUGUAUGUUAUACGUUAUAUGAUGGGAUUUUAUGUAUCAUGCUUUAAUAGUAUAAAUAAAUAUAAUAUUAAUGUUUUUUU
Molecule: messenger RNA, 2900 nt
Organism: Plodia interpunctella (Indianmeal moth)
Lineage: Eukaryota; Metazoa; Arthropoda; Insecta; Lepidoptera; Pyralidae
Gene: AstA-R1
Product: allatostatin-A receptor
Exons: 4
Coding region: 86-1171 (361 amino acids)
Biological process (GO): G protein-coupled receptor signaling pathway
Cellular component (GO): plasma membrane
Molecular function (GO): G protein-coupled receptor activity
Source: RefSeq, a predicted model, not a curated record